UGGCGCGGUCAACAUAAUAGUGCAGUUUCAAGUGAAAAACGGUUGUACCAAAGUGUUUUAAGAAGUGGAUUACUGGCCAAAAAAUGAAAUGCCACGAAAUUACAUAAAAAGAGGCCACCGUCGUCAUACACCCCUGAAGACAUGGCUAGGGCUGUAGAAGAUAUUUUGAACAGAAAUAGAAGUUACCAACAAGUCGAGGACCACUAUAGUAUUCCAAAAGCGGUAGUUUUUAACAGAAUUAAAGGGCGAAAAACUGCAAUUAACAAAUUAGGGUCUGGACGGUCACAAGCGCUUAGCUUUGACAUCGAACGUGAUUUAGAAAACUGUAUUAGGGCGCGAGCACGAAUGGGCAUUCUAUGUGACAAAGAAGAUGUAAAACAAGUUGUGGCUGAAUAUGUGCGUGUAACUAAUUUAAAAACCCAAUUUGUCAAAGGAACCCCUGGAGAUGAUUGGUACUAUUCAUUUAUGAAAAAGCAUCCAGGAUUGUCAGUUAAGAAACCAGAGUUGCUACAAAAGUGCAGAAAAGAUUCCAGGGAUCCCUUCGUCGUUUAUGAUUUUUACACCGACCUGGUCCAACUUUUUGGAGAAAACACAUUGGAGAAUAAACCAGCUUUUGUAUUCAACUGUGAUGAGACUGGGUUUUGUCACGAUCCGACUAAAUUCAAGGCGAUUGGGGAAAAGGGAAAGGCGCUGUCUAGAAUAUCAGCGGGUUCAGGCAGAGAGUCCACCACGGUACUUGCGUGUAUUGCCGCAGAUGGAUCUUACCUUCCACCUUUAAUAGUAUUUAAAGGAGUAUACUUGUUCCGGUCACGGUUGGAUGGAGGAGCCACAAUUUUUUGAAUGGUUGUCCACAGUUUUUGUUCCUCAUGUACAGUCUACACGAGCUUCUCAUAACCUACCUAAUCAAACCGCCGAAAUUUUGACUACCCCACAAGUUCUAGAGAAAAUGGAAAUUGCUCAAAAGUUAAGAAAUCAAAAGAAAGGGAUCAAUAAAAAGCAAAAAGAUGACAAUGAAAACAAAAUUAAAAUGGCACAUAGUAAUAAAAAAAGGGCUGUUCAUGAAGAAGAAGAAAUUCAAGAAGAAUCAAUAGACGAAUCUGCUUUGUAUCAAG
Messenger RNA from Sitophilus oryzae (rice weevil), 1112 nucleotides. RefSeq lists its product as uncharacterized. Gene Ontology annotation, cellular component: nucleus. The coding region runs from base 142 to 840 and encodes 232 amino acids. The record is from RefSeq and is a predicted model, not a curated record. Lineage: Eukaryota; Metazoa; Arthropoda; Insecta; Coleoptera; Curculionidae. The transcript has 3 exons. Gene Ontology annotation, molecular function: DNA binding.